Molecule: messenger RNA, 2084 nt
Organism: Centruroides sculpturatus (bark scorpion)
Lineage: Eukaryota; Metazoa; Arthropoda; Arachnida; Scorpiones; Buthidae
Exons: 2
Coding region: 105-737 (210 amino acids)
Source: RefSeq, a predicted model, not a curated record
ACAAUACUAUCAAUUAGCAUUUAUAAAAUAUAUAGAAUAAUAUAAUCAUAGACAUCAGAAUUGUAUAACUUCCUAUAGGACUUAGAACGCUACAACCAUAGAGUAUGAUAGAGGCUAACCGCGUUUUACCUAAAAUCGCAACAGCAUUAUUUAUUGGAUUAUUAUUAUUCUGGUUAAUCCGUUUAGAAACUAAGUACGACAAUAUUAAAGAAAAUAUUACAACCGAAGACGUUGCGGAAGAUUUAUAUAAUAAUAAAAUCGAAUCAUCACUUACAAACCGCGAAAGAAGAGUAAAACGCUCCGUUAUAUUGAAAAACAGGCACCUAAGUCCUACCUUAAACUCUAAACUUUAUAAGACAGAUCUAACUAAAGACUCUAACAACACCAGAAGUACAUCAAUGGAAGUGUUUUCCGAAUCUUCGACAUCUUCCGGAUGUAAAUGCGAGCUGAAUCUCUUGCGUAAAGACGUGCUCUUCUUGAUCGUCGUGUGUUGUGCUAUUUCUAUGUUGGCGGGAUGUAUCGUAUGCGUUAUUUUGCCUUGGAAAUUGUGGCAAAUUUUUAAAAAGAGAAAACAGUUUUCCCCUAAUAAAUGGUGGAUGUCCGGGGACGACGAUAUAUACGACAUGGUUUCACUUAUGAGACACAGAAAGAAAUUUCUUCAGAAGCAACAAUUGUCUUUUGAAAACAACUUGUUUACUCCUUUGCUUUCUGUGAAUACUCAAUAUUUGCGCCAAUAAAUUAAUUUAAAUUAUUCUGUGUUAUGCAAUACUUUUAAGCUAGUUACCGCGGAAAUUACGUACUAAAAUACUAAUUUUAACGUACAGGUACAGUACAUACAUACAUAUAAUUACUGUAGGUGCAUCCGUGAAGUGGUUACAACCCUGAAUAUAAAUUCACGCACAUUCUUUAUAAAUAUAUAUAUAACUAAAUUUUCUAAAAAUCAUUCUCUUAUUAACCAGCAGAUAGUCUGUGACCACUUUUUGUCCUCAAAAGAUUGGUUCAAUUCAAAAAUUUCCCUCAAAAGGAGUUAGCAAUGGAGUGGUGCCCCAGUUACCUAACAGAAAAGUACAAUGUACAGGGACAAGCCAUUACUAAUUUGAAGUGGAGAGAAUAUAUUUUAAAUUAAAACUUGCAGCCUGGCAUUGUGAUGGGUUGUAGAUCUGUGGGAGUUGUAGAAUUGUUGCUGGUAUGGAAGGAGUGACAAUGCAUAUGUAGUAGCAAGUGUAGGAAGAAUAGGAGUAUCAGUUGAAUGUAUGCCAUGUGAUGCAAGAUGCACACAUUAAACAUUCUCAGAUAAUUAGCAUUCUUUUUGGAAGACCUAUGUAUAUAUAACUAAUGUAUAACUAUUUAUAAUAUGCAGUUAUAUAUACAUUAUAUAUAGUUAAUACUUAUAUAUUACAGUAGCUUAAACACCUUAAAUACUCUUUUCAGGAAUACUUUAAUUUAUUUAAACAUUUUCAACCCAUAUUUCAACCUUAAAAAACUGUUAUAAUGUCAAUUAAAAGUUACAGUUCAAAACUUCUUGUUAAACCUGACAUAGACCUAUGAAAAGACAGAAAACAUUCAUUUAAAUAAAUUAAAUUAUUGUUGAGACUAUUUAAGGUGUUAUUUAAGCUAAAAUUAGUUUCAGCUUAAAUAGAGGUGUUUUUUAACUUGUAUAUUACUUGUAAAUCUCCAAAGGUUUCAAAUUUGUUUAAUACCAUUCUUUUAGUAUUCAGAUGUUACCAUUGUAAUCUACUUAAAAACAUUAUAAUAGAAUUUCAGUUGUUUUGUAUGAUGUUAAUUAAAACUGAACAAGAACUGUCUUUUAACAUUAAUAUUCAAAGUAUGUUAAAAUAUACAUCAUUAAGAUCAAUUCAUAAAUUGUCAUCUAAAACGAUGAUAAUUUUACUGUAAAAAUGCAAAACUUUCCAACUGUAAUUUUUAUAAUGUUAGUCCAUUAUAACUCUACUGCUUGACUUUUGUACAUAUUUUUGGGAAUGCAUUGUGUCCAAAAGUAAGAAUCACCAGUAUAAAUAUUUGACGUUAUGAUAUUCUAGGUAAAUUGUAAGCUUUAGUUUUAAAAUGUUAUUAAUUCUGAAUUA